CUUAUGAGCGUCUAAUCCGCGUUUUGGGAACUAUAAAUAACUCCACCUGGACCCGAACAUCAUCAUCAUCAGCUGAACGCAGAGAGCAACUUACAGUUACUGUAUCACCCAUUGCAAGCAAGCUGCUUAAGAAGAUCUUCCAAGUUGCUCGUAACAUCUCAGAUAUGGCGGAGGAGAAGCAGAACAUGACUGAGGUGGAGACCCAGGAGCGCGGGCUUUUCGAUUUCAUGGGGAAGAAAAAAGGAGAGAGUCCCGAUCAUCAUGUUCAAGUCCAGGAGGAGGUCGUAGUCACUGAGGUGGAGAAGGUGACGGUAUGUGACGAUAAUGAAGAAGACAAGAAGCCUGGUUUGCUGGAGAAGCUUCACCGAUCCAACAGCUCCUCUAGCUCCUCCAGCGAGGAGGAGGAGGAAGUAGGAGAAGAUGGUGAGAAGAGGAAGAAGAAGAAGGAAGAAAAGAAAGGGCUGAAGGAAGGGGAAACGACAAAGACGGGUGAUGAGGGGGAAGAGAAGAAGGGGUUGCUGGACAAGAUCAAGGAGAAGCUGCCAGGUCAGCAUAAGACAGAGGAGGAGAUCCCACCUCCUCCUCCUUCUCAAUCACCCACCGGUGACGGGGAAAAGAAGGGUAUUUUGGAGAAGAUCAAGGAAAAGAUUCCCGGUUAUCACCCCAAUAAAACUACUGCUGAUCACCAAGGCAAAGAAAAGGAGGAGGGAAGUGCUCGCUGUGAUUGAGGGCUCUGUUCUGUUCACACCAUUUGUCAUCUUCAUUGCGUGCUAUGUUGAUCAUUGUCUUGUAUUGUCUUUAAUUUCGUGUGUCUACAAGCUUUAUGUUUAUCUCGACCAUAUAUGUACAUAUAUGUAUGAAGUUUGUUUAAA
This is a messenger RNA of Prosopis cineraria, 872 nucleotides long. RefSeq names its product dehydrin ERD14-like. Gene Ontology annotation, biological process: response to water. Gene Ontology annotation, cellular component: membrane. NCBI's taxonomy places the organism in Eukaryota, Viridiplantae, Streptophyta, Magnoliopsida, Fabales, Fabaceae. The record is from RefSeq and is a predicted model, not a curated record.